This is a messenger RNA of Stomoxys calcitrans (stable fly), 2344 nucleotides long. Its product is annotated as myb-like protein AA. The coding region runs from base 1 to 2313 and encodes 770 amino acids. The transcript is spliced from 3 exons. Lineage: Eukaryota; Metazoa; Arthropoda; Insecta; Diptera; Muscidae. Gene Ontology annotation, molecular function: protein binding. The record is from RefSeq and is a predicted model, not a curated record.
AUGGCCAUUUAUGGCCUCAAUCAAGUUCAUGGCCAUGAAAAAGAUGCUAUGACCGAAAGUGAAUUGCAGGUGACCGAAGAUCCCACAGAGCUGGAAACUUCAAAUCUCACAUCCACAACAACGCGCACGGGACGUCUCCUAAAAUAUCAUCAGCGCAGACCAGCGUUUAUGGUGCAUCGUCGCCGACCACCCAUACAAAUACGUUCGCGGGCCGAUCAUUUUCCCAUAAGGCCACAAUUGAGGCGGGUGCACAAUGGGGUACUGAGUCAACCUUCGCUGCGUUAUGGCUAUGACACUUUAAAGUCUUCUUCCAAAUACAUAGCCUCCAAAGGCAUUGCGGGGCAAUAUGGCAAGGGCAGCUCAUUGAAGCAACAACUAUUGGCCAUACAUCCCAAUGGAGUGCAAGUGCCAGCUUUGUCACAACAAUAUGUGCAAAAUUUCAAAGCCUCACCGGCCUUCAAUGGCAAAGUGGUCAUACAUUCCGGUGCAGCCAAUCAGGCGACUUUGCAGCAACAACAGCAGCCAAGUCAGUCGCAGGAGAACUCCUAUCCCCAAUACAUCAAACCACCAACGCAACAACAGCAAUCGCAGCAAUUGGGUCAAGCAACACAAUCGUUGCUGCCUCAGCAACAAUCCGAGUUGCAGCAAUAUCCUGAAUUCCAGCAAUACCCCAUACCGGAUCAGCAGAAAAUGCAAAAAUUCAAUGAACAACACGACAGAUAUCUGCAGCAGCAGCAGCAAUAUCUCACACCCAGAGACCCCAUAGCCUACUAUCAGCAACAACAGUACCAACAUCAGCAAGCACCACAACAGUUGCCACAAUUACAGCAACCAGUGAGCACUUAUACAGUUCAAACACCCGCCUUCAUAGCCUCCGUCCCGACAACGGCAUCUGCAACAGCUCAAAAACCUGUACUUCAAGCAUACCACCAUCAUGGUGGCCAACCUUCAAUACCCAUUCAUGAGGUAGCCGACUCAGCGCUGGCCAAUUCUUCCCCCAAUCUAGCGGCAGCGGGAGGCAAUGCUUCACCCUUUGGCCAUGCUGCACCAGCUCCCCCCACAGUUCCGGCAAAAAUGUAUUCCGUGUAUGAGGAAAAUGACAUGACCGAGUUGCAGAAUAAUGACUACCAAACGGCACAGUUCGAGAGUUUGGAAAGGGAGGCCCAGGAAUAUUUGCGCUUCAUGAAUACCAAUGAGUAUUUCCUGCCAAAACGUGAUCCCAACUACAAGAAGAUUGAUGAGGAAAAUGACCGCAGACAGCAGUACAAUCUGCAACAACAACAGCACCAGCAACUGCAACUACAGCAGCAGCAGCAGCAAGCCGCCUCAGCCUAUGACACUGCUGUGUAUCAGGAAAACUAUCACCCUGCCACCUUCCCUCAACAGCCAUAUCACCAAAGAGUACAAAAUUCUCCAGAGGCAUUACAGCAUCAACACCAAAUCCACUAUGGCCAACAGAAGGUGGAAUCAUCUGCAGCAGCCUCCUCCUCCUCACAGCAUUACCAAGAUCCCAUACAAGUUUCCAAACUCUUCUAUCAGGAUGAGAAAAAUGGCCAUCAACAGGGUUCAGGUCCCUCCACAGUGGUACGCACCAGUUACCAAACGGGAUAUAAUGCAAAUCAAAUAGUGGUCAGUUCCCAGGAUAAUAAAGUCAGCAAAUAUUUGGGUUCAUCUCAAAAAUCCAUAACAGUUCCCACUCAGUCACCAGUGAGUGUUAAUAAUGUCUACAGUCAGGUCAGGCAAUCGCCUCAAAAUAGUAGGACACCAGAACCUUUACGUUUCGAAUUCACAGAGCGUGAUGCCUUGGUUGGAGGUUUCGCUUUUACCAAUGCCCCCAAGCCCCAUUUGAAAUAUAAGGCUGUCGAUACACCUAUUACACCCAAAUUGCCAGAGGUGGUGAAUCCUGCACCCACAACCGCGCGAUCAGUAUUAGCCACAACAUUAAGGUCUUCCACAUACCAGAGUGGCAUUAAGCCGGUGGUCGAAAUUGAGGAUGAUCCUGAGGAUGGGGAUGAUAUGCAGCCUGCUGGAACGCAUCUCUAUGGACGUCAGCCACUGCAAAAUAAACAAAAAAUCAGCAGCACCACAGGCGCCAACGCUACCAGCAGCACAACGGAAGCACCACCCAAUGGGCAAAAAGACACGGAAGAUUAUUGCGAACGUAUCUGUGCCAUAGUCGAAGAUGAACAUGAAGAGAUUGUCUGUGGCUCCGAUGGUUACAUGUACACCAGUGAAGCGCAAAUGGAAUGUUAUGCCUCAUGUUUGCAUAUCGAUAUAACGAUACAGGGGAAAGGCUCUUGUACAGCGAGAUAAACACCAAUGCGAGACAGGCCAUCGAUCCAUC